UCUGAGUUUCAGUUUUUCAAAUCCCAGCUGGUCUGCAGAGUUACUGUAACUUACAAUGUGCUGACAUGAGUCUUGACAUAAAGUGUUUGGAUUUGAGCACCGGACUCGAGGAUGUUCCUGUUUCUGUCAGGGGGAUUUCAGCCACAGGGACACGUCCUGAAUUCGUGUAUUCCCCAGAUAAUGUUCAGGGACCAGGAUGCACUUUGGACCCCAGUGAAGUCUCCCUUCCAGGAUGCUCCUGUCUUUCCCACUUGUGUGUUACUGAGAGCUGCUCCUGCCUGCAGACACAUGGACCAGCAUAUGACACUACAGGCACACUGCUGAACCUAAGCGGCUCCGACUCUGGUUACUGCUCACCAGUGUUUGAGUGUAACGCCCUUUGUACCUGCAGUGAUGCAUGCUCCAACCGGGUGGUUCAGAAGGGGUUAAGGCUCAGGUUAGAGGUUUACUGCACAAAGAACAUGGGCUGGGGAGUACAGACACUUGAGGCGAUCCCAAAAGGGACUUUUGUGUGUGAGUAUGCAGGAGAGGUGAUAAGCUUUGAAGAGGCCAGACGUAGACAGCUUGCUCAGAGGUCUGCAGAAAAUAACUACAUUAUUGCAGUGAGGGAGCAUGCUGGUACAGGAUCCAUCAGUGAGACGUUUGUGGACCCAGCAAUGGUGGGAAAUGUCGGCCGGUUUCUCAACCACUCCUGCCGGCCGAACCUUUUCAUGCAGCCAGUCCGCGUGCACUCUGUGGUACCUAGACUGGCUCUGUUUGCAGCUCGGAACAUUGAUGCACAAGAGGAGCUGAUGUUCGACUACUCUGGAGGAUACAGUAACCAACCUCCUGCAGAGCUGCUGCCUACAAACAGUGCUAAUGGAUUACAGGCCAAAGGGACAGGCGGACUCCAGAGAAAACAGUGUCACUGUGGUGCCGAUAACUGUGUUCAGUUUCUUCCACUGGAUUUAUCCAUUCUCAACUGAGAGAUAAGAAAAUUAAAUGUAUUUUUCUGAGAGACCGUUAUAUUUCUGAAAAAUGGAAGAACGUUUUUGUCAAGCCUAGUACAAUUUUCACAUAUUGUACGUUAUUUUAAAAGGUCUUCUUACAUUUCUUGACAACUGAAUUGUUCCCUUCACAACAUCUGCUGGAUUAGCCAUGUCUGUGGCCAUCAUUGUUUCCUAUUUUCUUUCCCCCUUGAGGUCACCUGAUCUGCAGCUGUCUCCCACUCAAUGAAAGGAGUACAAUGAGAGUGAAAUCCAAAAGCUUGGAAAAACAGUUUUUUUUUUGGUUUUUUUUUACCGAACACAAUUGUUGUGAAUCCUGGGGAGGAUUUUGCACAAUGUAUUUGACAUACAUUGUAGAAAAUCAUCAAGCAUCACGGUAUGCUUGAUUUGUGUAGGACACCAGAUUGUAUAUCUCUAACUGUCGUCUUGUCGUGGAACAAUGGAAUUCAGAUUUUCACAAACACAACAAUUGAGAAGCAGAAGUAUCAGUUACACUGACAGAGAGGGGAGAACUUCGAUACACAACUAAAAUAACAGAUCUACUACUUACAGUUGGAAUAUUAACCCACAUCAGUCAAAAUAAAACAUCAGAAUUCCCAGUUAAAGUUAUAGCUGUAAUGUGUUUACCA
This is a messenger RNA of Labrus mixtus (cuckoo wrasse), 1615 nucleotides long. It is a transcript of the gene setmar, whose product is annotated as SET domain and mariner transposase fusion gene. The coding region runs from base 66 to 965 and encodes 299 amino acids. The transcript is spliced from 2 exons. NCBI's taxonomy places the organism in Eukaryota, Metazoa, Chordata, Actinopteri, Labriformes, Labridae. Gene Ontology annotation, molecular function: zinc ion binding; protein binding; histone H3K9 methyltransferase activity. Gene Ontology annotation, cellular component: nucleus. The record is from RefSeq and is a predicted model, not a curated record.